AUGGCAUCCGCUGCCGGGAGUCUGGCUCUCCAAGAUUUCGUCAAGGAUGGGAUUAUUGCCAACGAGGGCGUAAAGGUGGAGGAGCUACAGGACAAUGGUACACUGAAGAUGUUCGCGGAAAAGAACGACAUCGAGCAGGUCAAGCAGUGCAAGGCAGAUGCAAUGCUACAAGCCCUCCUGCAGCGUGCUUCUUGCGCUUCGGAAACUAAACAGCCUGAGCUCCUGCAAAAGUGCCCAAAGGCAGUUCUUCCGGUUUGCAAUGGACAGGUCUCUGCUGGAGGCAUAUACUCUUCGGGUAUCGAGACAGCCCUGAAAAAAUAUGUUGGUCCAGGAGGAGAAGGCAACUUCUACGGCCCUUUUAUAGAAGCCACCAACAUCGCGCUCGCUUGUCUUGAGGAGAUCAAGGUUGACGGGAUGCGAGCUCCUGUCCCCGCUGUAGACAUGAUAUGUCAGCAGAAUGACAUGCCCAUGUAUCAAAACCACCAGGACAUGAAAUCAACUCGGAAACCCGACUGCGUCAUUCUUCCUUUGAAGAGCGCAUGUGCUCCUUUCGAGGAUGAGAAGAGCGGCAAACAGGGCAAACAGAAGCGCAAGGCUCACAUGGUGAAGAAUGCAAUGUCCAAGCCGCCAGCGUCACUCCCCUGGGAAGAUAUUCUAGCUUGCAUUGAGUUCAAGAGAAAGACGGCAGGGAGGAAGCAAGGGAUUCAACCGCUGCCGCCCUCUUUGUAUCAUGUGAAAGACCAUGUUCCUACCAAACCAGAGUAUUUACCGGUGGAUCAUCUUAAGGCUGAAGAUCCGGCGCCAGGUCCUACGCAGACCCCAGCAACCCAAGUGCCCGACACUGCAACAGUUCUAUCUUCCGGCCUGAAUGCUACCCAGUCUUCCCAGUACGGGUCUAGUUCCAAGCGCAAGGCCACGGACACUUUGCAAUCCGCCGCGAAAAAAACCCAAGGUCUGUAUGCUGCUGAAAUGUUUGCGGCCAAUCUUGCCGUCGGUUAUCUAAUUAAUCUUAUCGUCAUCGACGAUGUUGUCUGGAUCUGGUAUUAUGAUCGCCAGGGCACUAUCCAAAGCUCGGGCAUCAACUUCAUUCAAGAUCUCCCGCGAUUCAUGGUGCUAUUGUACGCUUUACAACACUUUGAGCUCCACGAUUGGGGCAGAAACAAGGACUUCCUCCCAGUUCAAGUUGAGGGGAAACGAUGCUACGAAUUCAAUAUCAAGGAUGAAAAACUUGGAGAGGUGGAUCUGCUGCUUCACACCAGCCACAAAGAUAGAGUGAUGCAUUACGGACUACAAGGCCGAGCCACCAAUGUGAUCCCUGUCACUAGCCAAGCACUUGCAAAGAAAUACGACAACCUCCCGGAUGGGAUGGUGGCCAAGGUCUUUUGGGGAGAGGCGAAUCACACUAGCGAGCCGGAAAUUCUGAAAAGAGUCGAGGAGAUUACUGAGGCGCACGACACCGUAAAAAACCAUAUUCCCAAGCUGCUCUGGCACCACACGUUCACAAAUCCCACAUCUGCCAUCCGAGAAGCGCUCAGGGUUGUGGAACCCACCACAGGCAGUCGCGUGCUCUACAUUCUCGUAUUCCGUAAACUUCAACCCAUCACGAAGCUUCACGGCAAAGAACUUUUCAACGUCUGGCAGCAGUGUAUUCUAUGUCACCUCACUCUAUGGAAAGAAGGGGUCUAUCAUCGAGAUAUCAGCCCUGGAAACUUGAUGUGGUACAAGAAAAACAACAAAUUGAUUGGUGUCUUAAACAACUACAAUCUAUCAUCGUUGGCGAAUGUCGCGGGUCCUCAGGGCAACGAGCGUACGGGACGGUACCAUUCAUGGCACUCGAUCUCCUGA
This is a messenger RNA of Suillus plorans, 1845 nucleotides long. RefSeq lists its product as uncharacterized. NCBI's taxonomy places the organism in Eukaryota, Fungi, Basidiomycota, Agaricomycetes, Boletales, Suillaceae. The record is from RefSeq and is a predicted model, not a curated record. The coding region runs from base 1 to 1845 and encodes 614 amino acids. The transcript is spliced from 7 exons.